AUGGAUCAACCCGGCAUCAACGACUACAAGCAUGCCUUCUUACAUGGAAAAUCUAUUUCAGAAGCGUCCCUUCUCGUCCCUGAAGUGGUGGAGACUAUUAAGAAUUCAGUAGAAAGACUCAUCAACGAAGCCGGAGCCAAAACUCUCAUAGUUUCUGGAAUUCUACCCGUGGGCUGCUUUCCUGGUUUUAGGACUCUGUUUCCCGAGGGAGAUUCAAUUGGAAAAAACAGAUGCCACAGAGGACUUAAUAUGUUUUCAAAGCUUCAAAAUGAUCAUCUAUGGCAAGCAAUUCUGGAGCUGCGUUUGAAGUACCCUGAUGUUCACAUCAUAUAUGUAGAUUACUACAAAGCAUUCAUGGCGGUCCUUAAAAACCAUGUGUUCCUGGGAUUCAAGAUGAAGAAUUUGAUGAAGGCAUGUUGUGGCAGUGGAAACAGUCCACUCAACUUUGAUACGCAGAAGAAGUGCGGAGACGAAGGAGUUGUUGUAUGUUCUGAUAGGGCUUCGUAUUUAUACUGGGAUGGAUUUCAAUUGACACCUGAGGCUUUGGAGAACCUGAUGGAUACGCUCUUCAGCAAAAAAGGAUUUGUAUUCCCAGAAUUGAAGGCUGGAGAAGAAACAGCAGCAGCAGUAACAAGGCGUCAUUCCAGGAUUCUUGCACGAGUUGGAGACAUAUCUUCUGUUAUUAGGCAUUUACUCUUCGUCUAA
This is a messenger RNA of Nicotiana tabacum (common tobacco), 705 nucleotides long. RefSeq names its product GDSL esterase/lipase At5g03980. Gene Ontology annotation, molecular function: hydrolase activity, acting on ester bonds. The record is from RefSeq and is a predicted model, not a curated record. NCBI's taxonomy places the organism in Eukaryota, Viridiplantae, Streptophyta, Magnoliopsida, Solanales, Solanaceae.